Messenger RNA from Clonostachys rhizophaga, 1929 nucleotides. The record is from the annotation of a GenBank genome assembly. NCBI's taxonomy places the organism in Eukaryota, Fungi, Ascomycota, Sordariomycetes, Hypocreales, Bionectriaceae.
AUGCUCUGCAACAACAUGGCGCCGUCGGCGCUUUUUGCGACUCUGCUUGCCGCUGUACCUGCGUCGGCUUUCUACCUUCCUGGUGUCGCACCCACUUCCUACAAGGUCAACGACAAAGUGCCGCUCUUCGUCAACAGUAUCACGCCCGUCGCCUCCCCCUCCGAUCAACGACUGCACUCCAUCGUUCCCUACGACUACUACCAUGACGAGUUCAAGUUCUGUAGGCCCGAGGGCGGACCCAAAUACGUGUCGGAGAGCUUGGGUAGUAUCCUUUUCGGCGACCGAAUCAUGACCUCCCCCUUCGACCUCUCAAUGGCCAAGAACGAGACCUGCAAGUCUCUCUGCGAGGUUACCUACGAUAAGGAAUCGAUCCAAUUCGUCCGAUCCAAGAUUCAGGCGGGCUAUACUCUGAAUUGGCUCGUUGACGGUUUGCCCCCUGGUCAGCAGAUCGAGGACGAGAUGACAGGAACUUCCUUUUACAGCCCCGGUUUCCUUCUCGGACAGGUGGACCCUACUGCGGAAGUUAUCUUCAACAACCAUUACGAUAUUUGGGUCGAUUACCACGAAGUCAACAAGGACCCUAACCAGCUCCGUGUCGUUGGCGUUACUGUCGAACCAAGCUCGAAGCGAUACUCUCACACUGCUGACUGCGGCGAUACCCACCCAACUGUGGUUCUAAAGGAGAAUGCAGAGUCCGAGGUUGUCAAGUUCAGCUACGCCGUCUACUGGAGAAAGUCUGGAACUGCCUGGGCUACACGAUGGGACAAGUACCUGCACGUCUUCGACCCCAAGAUCCACUGGUUCUGGCUGAUCGACACCGCCAUCAUCGUGGUCAUCCUGGUUAUGACUGUUGUAUCCAUUCUCGUCCGAACUCUGAAGAAGGACAUUGCACGAUACAACCGUCUCGACCAGAUCAAUCUUGAUGACUUCGGUGCGACCUCAGCUCUUGAGGAAGAGGGCGUGCAGGAGGAUUCAGGCUGGAAGCUGGUCCAUGGAGACGUCUUCCGAACACCGUCACGCCCACUUCUUCUCUCAGUUCUUCUCGGAAACGGUGCUCAUCUCUUUGUGAUAACUGCAUGCACCAUCGUCUUUGCCCUGUUCGGUUUCCUCUCUCCAUCCAACCGUGGUUCCCUGGGAACAAUCAUGAUCCUUCUCUACACCGUUCUGAGCUUCGUAGGCGGAUAUGUCUCAGCAAGGGUGUACAAGUCGUUCCAGGGAGAGCAGUGGAAGCUGAACAUCGUUCUCACGCCAACUCUAAUCCCCGGUAUCACUUUCUCCUCUUUCUUCUUCCUGGAUCUCUUCCUGUGGGCCAAAAAGUCCUCUGGUGCCGUUCCUUUUACGACCAUGCUCGUGAUUAUUGGUAUCUGGUUCGUCAUUUCCAUCCCGCUCUCUCUGGCAGGUUCCUGGUUCGGCUUCCGAUCCGCCGCUAUUGAAGCCCCGGUCCGCACCAACCAGAUUCCUCGACAGAUCCCACCUGUGAGCACAUGGUUGAAGCCAGCCCCCAGUAUGCUCAUUGUCGGUCUUUUGCCUUUCGGCGCUAUUUUCGUCGAGUUGUACUUCAUCAUGAGCUCCAUUUGGUUCAGCAUGAUCUACUACAUGUUUGGUUUCCUUUUCCUCUGCUACAUUCUCAUGGUUAUUGUUUGCGCAGCCGUCACGAUUCUCAUGACUUAUUUCUUGCUCUGUGCCGAAAACUACAACUGGCAAUGGCGGUCGUUCAUGGCUGCCGGCAUGACCGGUGGCUACAUCUUCCUUAACUGUCUCUUCAACCUGAUCACAAAGGUGAGACUCGGUGGUUUGGCUGGAGUAGUCUUGUACCUCGGCUACAGUGCCUUGAUCUCCAUGCUCUUCUUUGUUCUUUGUGGUUCCAUCGGCUACUUUGCCAGUUGGUGGUUUGUACAGAGGAUUUACAAGUCAAUCAAGAUUGACUAA